AGCGCAAAGGGCAAGAGAAAGGGAUCGCAAAAUGGAAGCAAAGAGUCUCUCAAUCUUCUCCAUCUCUUGUCUUUCCAUUCUUCUUCUUCUUCUCAUGAUCACAAACAUGGAGCCAGUCUCUUCAACCGCAACCGCAACCACAAAAGCCUCUUCCACCAGCUACAUAACUUACGUCCAAACCGCCUGCAGUUCCACCACAUACCCAGAGGACUGCUACAAUUCCCUAUCCUCCUAUGCCUCCACCAUCAAAGCCAAUCCCCAGAAGCUCUGCAAAGCUGCCUUAACCGUCACCCUGAAAGCCACGAAAAACGCCUCUGCCGUGAUUAAGUCCUUAUCAAAGAUGAAGGGUUUGCCCCCUGGUGACUCUGCCGUUAUAAAGGACUGCGCUGAUAAUGUGAAAGACUCCGUUGACCGCCUCAAGCAGUCGCUGAAGGCGCUGAAAAAUUUGCGGGGGUACGAUCGGGAGUUUCAGCUGGCUAACAUGAAGACUUGGGCCAGCGCGGCGCUGACGGACCACAUCACGUGCGCCGACGCCAUUAAUGACGGUAAUGUAAGCAGCUCGGUGAAUCGGAAGAUCAAUACGAGAAUUCGGUAUCUGGAAAGAUUGACUAGUAACCUUUUGGCUAUCUUGAACAGUCUCAAUCACUAGAACAUUAAUGUUUGGUUUUUUUAGUCCUUCAUAUAAUCUGAAUUUUCUGUUUAUCCUGUAAAUGGCUAGCUUGCCUAAUUAAAAAUGCAGUUCAUAC
Messenger RNA from Rubroshorea leprosula, 746 nucleotides. The record is from the annotation of a GenBank genome assembly. NCBI's taxonomy places the organism in Eukaryota, Viridiplantae, Streptophyta, Magnoliopsida, Malvales, Dipterocarpaceae.